Messenger RNA from Vitis riparia (riverbank grape), 998 nucleotides. RefSeq lists its product as uncharacterized. The transcript is spliced from 2 exons. The record is from RefSeq and is a predicted model, not a curated record. Bases 401 to 940 code for a protein of 179 amino acids. Lineage: Eukaryota; Viridiplantae; Streptophyta; Magnoliopsida; Vitales; Vitaceae.
AUCGUGUUGAUGUUUGUUUGAUGAUUGAUUUGGGUUGUGUUCAAUUGUGGCACAGUUUGUAGAGUUUUUGUAUUCCUGCUUUGGUUGAAGCUUUAAUUUCUAUUGUAUCUUUCAUAGUUGCUUAGAAUGUGUAGUUGUUUUCUUCACUGAUGGAUGCGUUGGAGUAUAGAAUUCCUAGUUACGCAACAAUGCAACUGAAACAUUCUCUACUUUUGGUCUUGAAACUGUGCUUGAUAUGAACAUCCAAUGCACUAUGGCAAUGAGAUUUUUUAAUCUUUGGUUUAUCUCUUUAUAUACAGUGAUGUCAGUUAUCAAUAACUGACAUCUUAGAUAAGCAGUCACGGAGGAGACUUACUUAUGUUGUGUAUUUUUUCCAGUUUCCAUUGUAUCUUCUGCCACGAUGUCAAGUGUGGAAGAGCCGCUUGGUCUUGACAAGUUGCCGAGCCUGAGUUCCAUUGAUCCCCAGGGGUUCUCCUGUCCUGAUUGCAGGUCCGGAGCAGAGGAUAUGGGGAUGGGAAGCUGCUGGAUUGAAGGGGGAAAUCGCAGCUCAUCCAAUAAUUCCAACAUGAAGAUGAUCACUUAUCUAAACGAUUGGAUAGUUGAUUCCGGAGCUUCUGUACAUAUAUGUGGCAAUAUAAGAGCAUUCAACUACUUUACUCCAAUGGAAGAAGGUGAGCAUCGAAUGGUAUUGCUGGGAGAUUUGAGGCCACUGCCUGUGAUUGGUAAAGGGCAAGUCGUUCUUAAACUUGCCUCAAACAACAUCCUUGUCCUGAAUGAUGUUCUUUAUGUUCCAAACAUAAGUCGCAAUCUAAUAUCAGUUUCCUCAUUAGGAAAAACAGGUAUAAGGGUUUUGUUCGAUUUUGACAAAAUUUUUCUCAUAAAAAAUAACAUUUUUAUUGGGAAAGGGUAUUGUUACAAUGGUGUUUAUCGAUUAGAGUGAAAUAUUUAAUAAUAAUGUACCUAGGGUUUGAGUUUUUUAGGGUAGGAUGAUGGUAAUU